AUGCAACCUAGUCAACAUCGAUACGUAAAAAUAUCAGAUGAUGAUGACACAAUAUGCUUGGCUGUCCGAAAUUGGCAAGGCCAAGAACACUUAAGUAACACCUAUGAACAAAAUAUAAUGACUUCAAAUUCUUUUGUAUUUUCUGCUUUUGAUAUUCACUUGCGUCACACGAUUGUCUUAAAAUUAUUCUGCGUCAAACCACAUGAGAAAUUAACCACAAGACAAAUAAGAACUAACAAUAAUUUCUUUCAAGAACAAAACAAUGAAGUUUUUAAGUAA
Molecule: messenger RNA, 279 nt
Organism: Clunio marinus
Lineage: Eukaryota; Metazoa; Arthropoda; Insecta; Diptera; Chironomidae
Source: the annotation of a GenBank genome assembly